Molecule: messenger RNA, 354 nt
Organism: Dacryopinax primogenitus
Lineage: Eukaryota; Fungi; Basidiomycota; Dacrymycetes; Dacrymycetales; Dacrymycetaceae
Exons: 2
Coding region: 1-354 (117 amino acids)
Source: RefSeq, a predicted model, not a curated record
AUGGAGUUCAUUAUCAGGCGUAAGACGUGGAUCGACUCUGAAAAACUGUUAAUCCCCGUCAAAGCCCUUGUCUCAAGAGGAAACCUGUCGAGAUUCGAGAUUCGGCCAGAUCGCAUCCCAACCUCCACGCGCAGCGUUAUCGUGCUGCCUCAGGACGCUCUCGCCGAACUCGACUACGAAAAGGAGGUCUGCGAUCUUCGGCCGCUCGACCAGUCCGGCCCACAUCCGUCGGCCGUUCCUGAGGCUCAAGACAUCCCGGUCGCAUGGUCCCACCCCAUCCCCCGGUGGGCCAUUCGGUUCCAGCCGUGUGGUACUAGUCCGGCCAUGCCCAGCAAGUGUCUUGUUCUAGCCUAG